Messenger RNA from Musca domestica (house fly), 3401 nucleotides. It is a transcript of the gene EndoA, whose product is annotated as endophilin-A. Gene Ontology annotation, molecular function: protein binding. Gene Ontology annotation, cellular component: glutamatergic synapse; presynapse; cytoplasm. Gene Ontology annotation, biological process: synaptic vesicle uncoating. The transcript is spliced from 2 exons. NCBI's taxonomy places the organism in Eukaryota, Metazoa, Arthropoda, Insecta, Diptera, Muscidae. The coding region runs from base 542 to 1657 and encodes 371 amino acids. The record is from RefSeq and is a predicted model, not a curated record.
GCUCGUGAAAAAUUAAAUUGUGUAAAACGUUCGGUGAGAGUAAACCAAACUUGCGAAAAAAGUAGAACACACACAAAAAACGGGAAGAAAAAACAAUUAGCAAUAAACGCCUAACAAUAAAUUCUGAAAUAAUCGUUAAAAAAAUCUGCACAAUAACUAAAUUAUAAGAGAUAGAGUGAAAAUAUUCCAAUUCGAAUGUCAAUUUAGUCCAAAAAAAUAAAACACGAAAAACGAAAGAAAGGCAAAAAUUAAGCUGAAGGUGAUUGAUUUUUCCUCACUACCCGUUAUCGUUGUCGUCGUCGUCGUUGCCAUUGCCGUGCGUGUGUAUAUAUCGUUCGUUGGUUACACUUGGUGCUGCUGGUGGUAUUUGGAGAAAGCAAUCAAGCAGAAGCAGCAGAGGAGAAGAAGAAAAUACAGGCAGCAGUCAGCCAGUCCGCUGUCGUCGUGGUAGUAAUAAAAGAAAAAGUCCAUUAAGUCGUGUUUAAAACGACCCCUUCCCUACUGAUAAGAUUUUCGAGGAGACAACAACACCAGCCUAAAGAUGGCCUUUGCAGGAUUCAAGAAACAAAUUAACAAAGCCAAUCAGUAUGUGACGGAAAAAAUGGGUGGUGCCGAGGGCACCAAACUCGAUUUGGAUUUCAUGGAAAUGGAACGCAAAACAGACGUAACCGUCGAAUUGGUCGAGGAACUGCAGGUGAAAACCAAAGAAUUCCUACAACCAAAUCCCACGGCCAGAGCCAAGAUGGCAGCCGUCAAGGGCAUCUCGAAAUUGUCUGGACAGGCAAAAUCGAAUACGUAUCCUCAGCCCGAAGGCCUUUUGGCUGAUUGUAUGUUGACUUAUGGCAAAAAGUUAGGCGAAGACAAUAGCGUUUUUGCGCAGGCGCUAGUUGAGUUUGGCGAAGCGCUGAGGCAAAUGGCCGAUGUGAAAUAUUCUCUGGAUGACAAUAUCAAACAAAACUUCCUGGAACCACUGCAUCACAUGCAAAUGAAGGAUUUGAAAGAGGUUAUGCAUCAUCGAAAGAAGCUGCAGGGACGGCGACUUGACUUCGAUUGCAAACGUCGCCGACAGGCCAAAGACGAUGAAAUACGUAGUUCCGAGGAAAAGUUUGCCGAAUCGUUGCACCUUGCCCAAAUGGGUAUGUUCAACUUGCUCGAGAAUGACACCGAGCAAGUAUCGCAACUGGUAACUUUCGCCGAGGCUUUGUACGAAUUUCACUCUCAGUGCGCUGAUAUUUUGCGCGGUCUGCAGGAAACGUUGCAAGAGAAACGGGAAGAAGCCGAAUCGCGUCCUAAACCGGAAUUUGUGCCCAAAACUCUACUCGAUUUGAACUUGGACGGAACGGGCAAUGACACGGAGAGCUCGGGCACACCAGCCCACCAUAGGGCGGCUGGUGCAUCUCCGCUGCCAUCGCCUAUGCGUUCACCGGCAAAAUCGAUGGCCACAACACCGUCGCGACAACAGAUGCAGCCCUAUUGCCAGGCGUUGUACGAUUUCGAUCCUCAAAAUCCCGGCGAGUUGGGCUUUAAAGAACAUGAAAUUAUUACGCUUCUGAGUCGCGUCGACGAAAAUUGGUUUGAGGGCUCAAUCAACGGUCGCACUGGCUACUUUCCACAAUCAUAUGUGCAGGUGGUUGUGCCACUACCAAAUGGUAAUUAAAUAGCAAAAACAAACAAACACACAAGGAUUAUGAAUGAUGAUGAUGCUACAACUAACUAAUGAUGAUGAUGAUAAUAAUGAUGUGAAAAAAUGACCCAACCAACAACUGACAUCCAAUCCAAACAACACCAGGAAGGAGGCUGUUUCUCUCGAUAAUGAUUAUUGCGAUAUUGAUGAUGAUAAUGAUGCUAACAAUGUUGAUUAUGCAUAUUAUAUAGCUUCAAUGAUUAUGACAUGCUGCAGAAGAAAAUAUAUAGAUACAUAUAUACAUAUAUUGGAAAUAUUCCAUCAUUAGGCCCACUAUUGCCAUACACACCACAUAGAAAUUAGAAACAAUAUUGCUUAUUUAAAAUACAUUUUUGUUUAUUAUUAUUAUUUUUUGUUACCAAUCAUAAAAGUAAAACUUUUUUAAUUUGUAAGACAUACCUAAGAUAUAUACAAAUAUACAUAGCUUAUUAACCAUACUAUCACACGUCCACCCUUACCUGGUAACUGCUUGUUUACAAGGCAAAAUAUUGAAUGUAUGAAUAUUUUUUUUAUAAUAGAAACAAUAAAAGUAAUUAAAAAGUUUAUAAACUAAAUCAAAAUUCUAUGAUCCUCCACAAUUCUUCUGUAUUCCAAAUUCUCUAUCUCUCUCUUUACCUUUAUUAUAUUACUAUAAAUGUGUGUUGUUUAUUUUGUUAUUUAUUAUUAUGUAUUAUUAUUAUAAUUAUAUUAAAUUAUACAAUAUAUGGAAUUAUUAAGGCUAAACAAUUUAAAUUAAAAGAGAAAAACAAAUUAAUUAUUAAUAAUAAUCUAAAAUUAUAUAUACAUGUAUAUUUAUUAAUAAAUAAAACAGAAAAAAAAACAAACAAUAAAAAAUUAUAUUUAUUAUUAUGAUUAAAGAAAAACAAUACAAACAACAAACUCUUUAGUGAGUUUUUUUAGGUUAACCCAAAUAGACAAAUGACAAAAUGGUCAAUAAAAAAGGCUCCUAGGUAAACAUGAAGAUGAUUAUGAAAAAGAAAAAAACAACAACAACAUAUAACACCUAAAACAAUACCUUAUUUAUUAUAACUUAUUGAAGAAAAGUAAAAGCAAAACGAAACUUAUAAUUAACCAAUAAAAUAUUAACAAGACACAAUUUCAAUGUCUAAUUCCUCCCCCUCCUUCUGCGCCUACUAUCUUCCCCCUCCCUCUCCCUAGAAAAACAUCUACAACAACAAUAAUAAUUCUGAAAACAAAAGAAAAACCAAACUGUCUCAUGUUGGAAUAUUAAUUAUACAACAUUAUUAUAUAUUAUACACCUAUUAAACUACUUAUAUAAUAUCUAUUGAAAAACAAUUAAAUGAAUUAACAAACAAAAACAAUAAUAUUUAUAAAAUAAAACCACAAAAACAACAAAACCGAAAACCUAAUGAAAAAGAACAACAACGUUUGGACUAAUGUAUGGAAAAACAAAGAUAUUAUAUUAACAGAGUUUCGCUAAGGAGGUAUAUCCUUAAUCCUUAUUAAGCCUAUACAACAACAAUAAUAAAGAAAACAAUAUACUCCGCAUAGAAUUACUAACUACAACAUGAACAACAAAAUGCAAAAAAAGACAAAAACAAGAAGUAAAAGCAAACAAACAAAGAAAAAAAAAAACACAAAACAAAAACAAAUUGUGUAUGAUUUAUGGUAUAAUGGAAUAACGGUAUUUUUUUGGGAUUUAAACCACAAAUGAACUCAAAAAAAUAAUAAUUGUAAUUUUCAAAAAAAAAACAAA